AUGACAGCCCUCCAGGAGCUUCAGGGCCUCACGGAUUGGGCCUGCAGGCUCAUCAUGGCUGCCGAGCGGCCAGCGCCGUUCUCGUCACGCGACGGCAAGCUGCUGCGCCUCGUCCCCGUCGACCGCCGGCUGAGUGCCGUGGAGAUGGCGGCAUGCAUCGCCUCUGCCCUCAAGGAACAUCCUUCCCUGACGGCUGCUGCGCACGAGGCUCGGUGCCGGGAUGGCGCCAGGUCCUCGCCCAGCAGCACCCGGUGCGCCACCCUGUCGGUGCGUUCAGGCGACAGGGCGAUUGCAGCGCUGCUGCGGGGCUGGGCGUACCUCAGGGCCGGUGAUGCGCAGCAGGCGCUCCUGGACGCGCGCUGCGCGCUGGCCAGCGCGCCGCGGCGUGCGGCGCUCGAGCGGGAGGCGGCCGAUGACGGCGGUGCUCGUGAAGGAGGCCCAGGCAGCAUUGUGAGCAGCGACCUUCCAGAACAGCCAGGCACCUGCGACGGCGCUGCUAGCGCCACACCAGGGGGCGUCAGCAACCCAAGCAGCUGCCUCACCCUGUCAGGCGAUGGCAUUGCGCGCGCUGCGGCGCCACUGCGUGGCCUGCACGCCUGCGCUUGGGCACCAGCGCACGUCCUGAGCAGCGAGGCGCACGCCGCCGCGGGCGACUGGGAAAGCGCGGCAGUGCACGCCAGCAUUGCCUGCGAGCUGGAGCCAUCCGAUCCAUCGCACAUGGAGCGUCUGCGGAUGGUGCUGCCUCGGCUGUCAUCCCCGCAGGCGGCUGCGCUCACGGCCGGCGGCGCUGCGGGCCUGUGGCACUACUACAAUACGUGGAUGGCCCAGCGCAUCGAGGCCCUGCACCCCGGCCUGCCCCAGCCCCUGGUCAACAAGCUGCUGGCCCAGGAUGCCGGGGAGCUCGACCUGCGCAUCGGCCACCCCGAAGCCCUGGCCGAGCAGGUGGAGGAGCUGAUGGACGUGUACAAAGCUGGCGGUGCCGCAGCCCUAGAGGUCCACUGCCCCGCGCCGCUGCGCUGGGAGAGGAUGCAGCAGCUGCUGGGUCCAGGGGCCGUCGGCCUGCCGAUUGGGUACGAGCCGCCGCCGUCAGCGGGGCCUUCUCAGCAGCCCAGGGGGCAAUUGGCGGGAAAGGACGCGAGCGUCCUACGGCUGCAGGGUUGA
Messenger RNA from Monoraphidium neglectum, 1161 nucleotides. RefSeq lists its product as hypothetical. The record is from RefSeq and is a predicted model, not a curated record. NCBI's taxonomy places the organism in Eukaryota, Viridiplantae, Chlorophyta, Chlorophyceae, Sphaeropleales, Selenastraceae. The transcript has 4 exons. Gene Ontology annotation, molecular function: protein binding. The coding region runs from base 1 to 1161 and encodes 386 amino acids.